UUUUUUUUUUAUUUUGAAAAUUUUAAAUUUUUUUUUUUUAAGAAUUGAAACUCUGUCUUCAAAACCGCACCCCUUAACUCUAAACCAUAAGUCUAGAUUAUUUAACCUUAGGAUAUAAACGUAUAUUUAACCUUUAAUAAAACUUCUUUUGGUCAUUUUACUCUUCGAGAACUUUUUUUUUUGACAAAUAUUUUUUAAAAAAACACUAUCAUAGGAAAUUUCUCUAAAUUAAAUAUCAAUUUUUAUUCACUUAUUUAACAGCAAAAAAUAAAGCACUUUAGCAUACAAAGGCUACUAUCAUAUGUGUGUUAAUAUGUUAUGACAUAUACCGAUAAAUAAACGAAGACAAUAGAGUAUCCGACAAUAUAUCCAACAAAUGUUUUAAGCAUGUGUGCAUCAAAAACAAAAUAAAGUAAAAAGUAAAAAGUAAAAUGAAAAAAAGAAGAGAAAUGAGCGGUAAUAAAAAGUACAAGAAAGCCCAAAUAAAAAUGCCAUUUUCAUUGAUCUUUUUGUCCCUUUCCCAAAAAGAAAAUAAAAUAAAAAAUUAAACCCAUUUCGAAAAAGCUCACCCACCUCCUCUUUCUCCUUCCUUAAAAGUUAAAACCUUACUUGCCCAUUCACGUUGACAAAGCCAAGCUACCAUACCACUCUCUCUCUCACCCAGGGCCGGCUCAAUAGUGUUAAGGGCCCUAGGGCGAAAAAAAAAAUUUUACGUUCUAAAAUUUAUAUGUAGAUAAUAUUUAAAAUGUUUUUAAAAUUUAAUCAGUAAUAUUUUGUAAUAAAAAUAAAACUAUCUGCAUAUCAAAUAAUUUAGCCCCUUUUCAAUUUUAUUUAUUAUAUUUAUAAUUUUUUAUAUAUAAAAAUAUAAAUUUAUAAAAAAUUGGGCCCCUUAAUUAGUAUUAUACGGGGAGACACGGGCUUGGGCCCGGGGCGGUCGCACCGCUUGUCCCUCCUAAUAAGCCGGCACUGCUCUCACCCUCCACUCUCUCGUUCUCUCUCUAAAUGGAAGCUCUCAGCUUUAUGAAACUUUUGCUGACAAACGCCAACGGAAAUAAACCCCGCCGUGAAAUCAUAACCUCCUCCACCGCAUUGGAAGAUCCAGAACUUGAUCUCCACGAAGAAGAUGAUUCCUUCUUCGAACUCGAGAUCUCUCCCUCCGAUUUCUCUUCAAAGAAAAACAAAACCCAUGAAGAGAGAGAAGACAAACAGACAACGUUCUCUGUCUCAAAGAGCAAAGUCCUCCCUUUUGUCGAAACCACUUCAAAACCUCAGUCUCCGAUCACUUCACUAAAGUCCUGUCAAAAGUUUGGUGCUUCCUCAUUCAAGAAGUCAACGACGACGACGGAGAAGAAAGAACACAACGACAGGAGCCUCAACGUAAGGUUCAGAAUCGAGGACGAGAUAACAAGUUUCAGACAACAGGUGAAAGCCGACAAUGACUCUGUUUCCUCUACUUCUUCCUCGAAGAGAUUCUUUGAUCUCAUAAAGCCUUUAUACAACAAAACAACGAAGAAACAGAGCGUUAACAGUGUAACUACAUCUCCUUUGUCUUCACCGGCGGCUAGAGAAAAACAGAGGAGUAAUAUCCCAUCAGGGAUUCGCAGCGUGAAGAGACAGCUUGGGAAGAGUCGGUCAGCGUCUGCGGCUGUCGGAGCGAUGUCUCCGGGGAAGAGACUCGAUGAGUCUUUACAGUUUCAACAAGAUGGGAUUCGAAGUGCUAUUCUCCAUUGCAAGAAAUCGUUUCACGGGUCAAGAGGUUAAUUGAAAAGAAAAGAAAAACAAAUAAAUAUUGUUUACUCUCAUUAUAUUUAGGCUUCGAAUGGUAAUCACCUUCCCGCCCCGCACCGCAGUUAACGGUAACAAAAAUCUUUAUAUAUACUUUAUAUCUAUACAUUUUUAUAACUGUUAGAACUGCACCGCACUUAAACCGCUUGUCCCGCACCGCUCAACCCGCAGUCACCAUUCGGAGCCUUAGAGUAACUUCCACUUUCGUAACUCGAAAAUUCACUUCAUUUAUUAAAAAAAUACAAGGUAAAAUAUGUAAGCCGGUGGAAAACAUAAAAAAAUCUCCCAAAAAAGUAGAAUGCAUAAGCUGGUGGAACAUGAAAAAAAUCCUCGGAAACAAUAGCUUAAAAGAAGGAGACAUGAUAGUAACCAAGACAAACAAUAGACAAGUAAUAUAGAGAGAGAUAAUGGAACUAGACCUGAGUCUAAUGAUCCAAUAACAAUAAUUACUCACAACCUUUCCAAAGAACACGGUAGCAAUGGAGCUGAACUAAAGAACAAAUGUCUUGAAGCAGUAAUAAAAGUAAAUGAAAGAAAAAUAAAUUCCACCUGAUUGGUAACUUCUAAGAGUAAAUCGGAAUAAUUAAUUUUUCACCAUUAUGUUUUUCCUUAGAAAUGCUGUACAAUCACAUCUUCAGUUUCUUUUGAAAAUUUGUUUUUUUAACACCGGAUGCGGAUACGUGAUUAUAUUAUCUUUAUUUUUGAAAAUUAGUUUAAAAUGUUGAUAAUGAUGCAAAACAGAGAAUCUUGUUCCAGAAACAGCAGAGUUCCAGAUUAGUGAAGGGUCGGGUUAUUGCCUUUGUAUAGUGAUGGAUCAUUAUGUGAUUCCUGACACCUAGAAAUUGAAAAAAAAAGAGGUAAAUAUAUAUAUAUGUUUAUUACAUAUCUCUGUCAAUCUAACAGUGUAACACUUUUUAUACCUUUUUUUUGUAAAUAACACUUUUUAUACUUCAGUUUCUUAAAUUCCCUUAGAAAUGACUUGAACGCACCUUUUUUUUAACACAUCUCCUAGUAAAAUUUUGUACUAACAAAAAUUGUUGCUUUGAGCUUUCGAUUGUUUAGAAAGCUUAAUGUAUAAAAAUUUGCUAAAAUAUACUCGUAAUUACAAAUAUGAUAAAAACUACAAAAUGCAUACACCCAGGCAUAAUUCCAAAUUUACUGUAAGCUAUUUCUAGUAAAUUUUAAAAAUGAUUUGAGUUAUCACAUAUUCCUUCUUAUUAUAUAUGUUUUUCAUGCUUAUUAAGAAAAUUAAUAAAUUUUAUAUGAUACUCUUUUUUUUUGUAAGCCAUUUUAUAUUAUACUUUUAAUUAAUACUUUGUUUUGUUUGAUUUUUUUUUUAAAAAUUAAUGAGCUUAAAAUAAAGAUAAAAUUAGAAAAAUUAUCUAAUAUAUGGAAGAAAAUCUAAAAUGUUACACACAAUGAAAUAAAUUUAAAAUCUAUUAUAAUAAUAUUUAAUAGUCUAUAGUAUAUACUAAUAAUAUUCAAACCCAAGUGUUGAUAUUAAUUUCGUAGUAUCCGUAUCUGUAUAAUUCAAUCCCCGUAACAUAUAUGAUCUUCUUGACUCAAAAACUAUUUGAUGCCUCAAUAUCAAAAUUAAAAUGUAAUAUCAAAUUAAACCUCUCAAGUAAAUUUGUCAAUUCCUAAGAAAUAUGCUAUUUUAGAAAACUGUAAGCUUUUUCUUGUUCUAGCGAAUAUCAAUUAAAAGGUAAUAAAAUAUUAAUAAAAACUGAAAUUUAAUGGAUAAAAUUCUUCAUUGAGAAUUUGGAAGUGACUUGUCACUGGUCCAUUUUUUCAUUUUAGCAUUUUUUCUUUCUGCUAUUUCACUUUCCAGGAAAAUUUAUGAAAUAUGACAGUGAUAGUUCAUCAUCUUGACCUAGAUGUAUCUAUGUUUAUAUCUAUCAGAUUAUUUUUUCUUGUUAUUCAGAUAAUAAAAAAUAGAAACUUUUUACACACAACCAAAAUAAUAGAUUAGAUAGAACAAUGAGAAAUUUCAUGUUAAUCAAUUUCAUGAUACAAUUAUUCAUCUUUACUAACACUAAAAAAAUAUUUUCAAAAUAUCGUUUUCAUCAAGUGGUAAAAGACUAUUAUAUAUUUUCUCUGUACAUAUAUAAUAAAUAAUUAUUUAAAUAAAUAAAAAAAAUUUAUGUUUUUGAAUUAUACUCUUUCAAAUUCGAAUUUUUUAUAAUUUUUUUUCUCUUUUUUGAUUUUUUUUUUCAAAAUUUCUUUUUGAAAAUUAAAAAUUAUGUUUGGAACUACUUUUUUAUAAAAGAUUAUUUUUAAAGUAUUUAUUUAUAUAUUUAUUAGAAUCUUAAAUUUCAUAUUCUAAAAAUCCUAUCCCACUUCUCUCCUCUAAACUCUAAAUCUAGAUUAGUUAAUCCUAUAAAUAUAAAUGUCUUUUACUUUUCAUUAAAAGUGAAGGUAAAAGUGUUUAGUGUAAACAUGAAAAUAGUAUUAUGAAUGUGGUAUAUGUGGUAAUUUUCCUUUAUUAAUUUUUUGGUUCAGUUAAAAUACUUUAGAUAUAAAUAUACACUUUUAAUAUAAUCAUAUCAACAUUGACAAAACCGCACACAUAACGUUAGAAACAGAUGAUAUAUUUGUGUUAUUACUGUUAACUGCAGUUUUAAGAGUCUCCUUGUAAAUUUGCCAUGCAACUUUAAUGUGCGGUUUUGGAUUACAUAAAUUGAAAUACGCACCACUUUUGAAUGGUGAAAUUUAGGAUCCAAAAUGUAACAACAGGUUGAGUGGAGCGGGACAAGCGGAUUAGUUAGUUAGUGCAGUGCGGUUUAUGUUUGAAAAAUUCAUACUGCAGGAUAAGUGCGGUUCGUCUAAAAAAGUGGUUAAAAACAAAAUGUGAACGGUGACAUGUAUAAUGAAUAGUAUAACUGCAGGAUACAUAAUAUAAUUAUAUGUUACAAGCUAAAAAAUAGUAAUAAUAAAUUUUUUAAUAUAUAUAUAUAUAUAUUAUUUUAAAAAAUAUUUAAUAUAUCUCAAAUAUGAAUUUUGAUAUGUUAUUACUGAGAUUUAAUAGUCAACAUCUUUUUUAAAGUAUAAUUGAGCUAGUUGUCUUUAAAUAAUUUAAGUUUGUUAUUUAAACAUAGAAAUGUUAAAACCAGUAUUAAUAUUUUACUAUUGAAUCUUUAUUAUGCAAUUUUAUAAAUAAUAUAAUUUUUAUCAAAUAUAUUAAAAUAAAUAAAAACAUGUUGGUUAAGUGCUAAAGGGGUUUCGGCUGGCUACUGCUAGAUGGUUCGACUCAUACUAAUCACCUAAUUGCACCUUUAACGAUAGAAUAACAUGUACGGAUUCAAAACUUCGUGUGAUUAUUCUCUUGGGAUCUCGUAAUUAUCAAUAUGAAUUAUUAAAAGUCAUAAAAUAAAUACACCUGUUAAAAUAUACAUUUGUAAUUAUAUUUUAUUUAUUUUAGUAUAAACAUAAAAUUGGUGAAAUUGCAAAGUAUAAGAAAAUACAUUUUUUUUUUAAAAAAAAAAGAAGAAGUUAAGCAAACCACACCUUAUACAAGUAGUUUGACCGCACAUUUCUAAUUCAUCGAAUUGUGCCACCAGAAAAUAAGACAUUUUUAUAUGUUUUGAUACAAACCUAAAUGCUAAAAAAACACUAACAUGGAAACCUAACUAAUAAAAUUAAAACCAAUUAAUUAUAUGCCGUACAGCAGAAACUAUAUAAAUUAAUACUCUAUAAAUUAAUAAAUAUUGUAUAUUAAUAAAUAUUCUCGGCCCCAAGUUGGACAGGUUCAAUGUACAAUCGAAAAACUAAUAAGAUAAAAAUUAUUUAGAAAACUCCAUGUAAAUAUAUGGUUCCAUCAUAAGCAUAAAUUAAUAAUUAUAUUUGUAUACAUUUUAUCUAAGCACAAACCAAACAUUGUAUUGUUUAUUUCAUAUUCGAAAUGAAAUUAUCUCUAGUUUUUAACAGUUCAAUAAAUUUUGAUAAUAUUUAGUAAUAUUAUAUCUAAAACUACAUCUAAAUUCUAUGAAAGAAAUAUUAUUUUAUAUAUACCAAAUAAUAUAAUAAAAACAAAAUAAAUGUCCAAUUUCAAAUUUUUUGUUACUGUAAAGCUUAAUUUUAAAAUUUCAAAAUCAACCAUUUUCUUAUUUUAUAGAAAAUAUAUUUUAAAAUAGAAAUUCUAAAAAGGAAAAUUUUGUAAAUUAAUAACUAUAUAAAUUAAUAAAAUAUCAUAAUCCCAACAUUAUUAAUUAAUAGAAUUUUUACUUUAGUUGUAUCUUAAUCAUCCUAACAGUAGUCUUGUAUCAAUAUUUAUGAAGUCUAGAAGCAAAAAGACACAUCCAAUUGGGAUCAAAUGAUUCAAAUUACUAUGUUCAUCACCCCCUCUUUUUUUUUUGUUCAUCACCUCUUAUUAAGACCAGAACACUAUGUUCUAAUAAGAUAUGUAUUCCAGUAUUCCACACGUCUACAAACCGUCUAUGGCGAGAGCGAAACAUGAGAAUGCAUGGAGAACGCAAGACAUCAGCAACUCGACUAGUCAAAAACAUUUAAUUAGAAUCAAAAAUGAAAAUAUGAAAUCGGCUCACUUCCAUCCGGAUCAUGGGAAACAACAGCUUUGACAAGCAAUGUGCAAGUGGUUCAACACGAGAAUCGCUUAGAGUCAUAAGGAAAACACACGAAGAUAUUAGCCCCUGGCUCUACUGUUUUUAUUUUUCUGAUGUUCACAAAGAAAUAGUUUUUUAAAAAAUAACUAAAACUAAAAGAUUCAUAAAAAAAAAUGUUCAAAAAUAGUAUUUAUGGGUCUACUGUCAACUAGGUAACAAAAACAUGACAUAAUAAAUACUAUAAAUAGAUAGUCAAUGAUGUGCAUUCUUUUUUUUUCUUUAUCAAGAACUUCUGUUACUUUGAUUUUGUGUAUGAGGUUAAGUUUUUUUCAAAUGUGAAACAAACUUUUCGCAUUAUGUUUAUAUGACAGUCAACAUUAUAUAAUCAUUUUCUGUAACGUAGAUAUAUGAGUUUCAGAUUCAGCAUGUAAGACUCAUUCAGCAAGUCUCAAAUUUACAUGAUGAUAGAAUGUUUC
Molecule: messenger RNA, 6823 nt
Organism: Brassica rapa (field mustard)
Lineage: Eukaryota; Viridiplantae; Streptophyta; Magnoliopsida; Brassicales; Brassicaceae
Product: probable membrane-associated kinase regulator 5
Cellular component (GO): plasma membrane
Source: RefSeq, a predicted model, not a curated record